Messenger RNA from Pimephales promelas (fathead minnow), 3406 nucleotides. RefSeq names its product monoamine oxidase a (gene maoa). NCBI's taxonomy places the organism in Eukaryota, Metazoa, Chordata, Actinopteri, Cypriniformes, Leuciscidae. Gene Ontology annotation, cellular component: mitochondrion. The record is from RefSeq and is a predicted model, not a curated record. Gene Ontology annotation, molecular function: flavin adenine dinucleotide binding; primary methylamine oxidase activity.
ACGCUUUGAACACAGAUGCGGCUCUUCUGCUCUCUGAGCGCCAGUCAGACGAACAGCACCAUGACUGCGAACGCAUACGACGUGAUUGUGAUUGGCGGAGGGAUCUCAGGCCUGAGUGCUGCCAAGCUGUUGGUGGAGAGCGGCCUGAAUCCUGUCCUCCUGGAAGCCAGGGACCGUGUUGGUGGAAGAACAUUUACUGUUCAGAAUAAGGAGACCAAAUGGGUGGAUCUGGGAGGAGCGUACAUCGGGCCCACUCAAAACCGCAUCCUGAGGAUAGCCAAACAGUACGGGGUGAAAACAUACAAAGUCAACGAGGAGGAGUCUCUGAUUCACUAUGUGAAGGGGAAGUCAUAUCCAUUCAAAGGGCCUUUCCCUCCAUUGUGGAACCCUCUUGCCUACAUGGACUACAACAAUCUCUGGAGGACAAUGGACAAGAUGGGGAUGGAGAUUCCUAAAGAAGCUCCAUGGAGGGCCCCUCAUGCUGAAGAGUGGGACAAGAUGACCAUGCAGCAACUCUUUGACAAAAUUUGCUGGACCAGUGCCGCUCGCCGCUUUGCCACUCUGUUUGUCAAUGUGAACGUGACCUCCGAGCCCCAUGAGGUGUCUGCUCUGUGGUUCCUUUGGUACGUCAAACAGUGUGGAGGCACAAUGAGAAUCUUCUCUACCACCAAUGGGGGCCAGGAGCGCAAGUUUGCUGGAGGUGCCAAUCAAAUCAGUGAGGCGAUGGCGAGAGAGCUGGGGGACCGUGUGAAGCUGAGCAGAGCUGUCUACAGCAUUGACCAGACUGGAGACCUGGUGGAGGUCAGGACAGUUAAUGACGAGAUAUACAAGGCAAAAUAUGUCAUACUUGCCAUACCACCGGGGCUGAACUUGAAGAUCCAUUUCAAACCUGAAUUACCCCCUCUGAGGAACCAGCUCAUUCAUAGAGUGCCUAUGGGCUCAGUCAUCAAAUGCAUGGUGUACUACAAAGAGAAUUUCUGGAGGAAGAAGGGAUACUGUGGCAGCAUGGUGAUCGAGGAGGAGGAAUCGCCUAUUGGUCUCACGCUUGACGACACUAAGCCUGAUGGGUCUGUGCCUGCUAUAAUGGGUUUCAUCCUGGCACGAAAAUCCAGGAAACUAGCAGGCCUGACGAAAGAUGAGAGAAAGAGAAGGAUCUGUGAGAUUUAUUCUCGUGUGCUCGGCUCAGAGGAAGCGCUACAUCCUGUGCACUAUGAGGAGAAAAACUGGUGUGAGGAGGAAUACUCUGGUGGCUGCUACACCGCCUACUUCCCCCCUGGUAUCAUGACACAGUAUGGCAGGGUCCUGCGGGAGCCCGUGGGCAGGCUGUACUUUGCAGGAACUGAAACGUCCACAGAGUGGAGCGGUUACAUGGAGGGGGCUGUGCAGGCGGGCGAGAGAGCCUCUAGAGAGAUUUUGUGUGCAAUGGGAAAACUUCAUGCGAGUCAGAUCUGGCAGUCAGAGCCUGAAUCACUGGAUGUCCCAGCCCGUCCGUUUGUCACUACAUUCUGGGAAAGAAACUUGCCAUCCGUUGGAGGGUUCCUCACGUUUAUGGGCGUGUCCUCCUUCCUGGCUCUGGCCACAGCCGCAGGAGUGGUCGCCUACAAGAAGGGGCUCCUCCCACAUAGCUAAAGCCCCUCCCACUUUUACAACCUGUUCCCUGUGACUGGCCUUGUGAUUGUGGCGUUCAGUCAUCUAAUCACAGCCACAACUGCCUGCGUAUGUGGCCGAGUUACUUAGUUGAGAUUUGACACACAAUUGCUCAGUCAUUGUUGAAAAUUAACCAAGUGAUUAUUAUGGCAUAAUGAGUAGUUACUAAUAGUUAAUGUGGGAAUUGCCCUGUCAAAGUGUUCACAAACUAGGCAACAAUCCACAACCAUUCAUUGUGUAAGUUUUUGUGUAUCACCAGUCUUGUUGAUUACCUCUGCUAAUUUCAGGUGCUGUUCUCAGGAACUCAUUAAUUAACCUUCCAAAAUAUUGAAACUACGUUACAGAGAUUCGAUUCACAUUUAGCGAUGCAUUCUGUUGUAAUCUGUGACGGAGAAUAUCUUCUCACAACACAGGAGCUGUAUUAUCUUCAGCACAAUUCACUAUAUCAUUCAUGAGAGAAGCAGAGGCUUGUUCAUGUCAAAUUUACACUUGUUUCUCAACAUGCCAUCCUUGACAAUGUCAAACAACAAUUUGUACAGGCUGGCAGUAUAAAGAAGUGGCGUUUAUGGAUGUCCCAGUGUUUAAAGCUGCUGUGUGUGAUUGUGUCUGAUUGAAACAUAAAAGCAUUUGAAUGUACUUUUACUUGAUGUAACAGAACAGUGUAUACUUGAAGUAUGAUUUUUUUUAACUUGCAUUUACUGUCAACCAUCCAUUUUUUUUAAGAAUCCCCAUAGUAUUAUUAUAGUAAAAAAAAGCUAAAAUGUCAUUAAAUGUUUAUUUUUUAAAACAAAUAUAAAGACUUUCCCAGUUUAUGUAAAUGGUUUAAUGAGAGUUUUGUUUCCCCCGAAUCCAACAACUUUGUGAUAGACCUCACCUUCGUAGCUGUAACCUGUGCAAUAUUGUUUCCAGAACAAUUAUCGUAUUAUAUAUUUUUACCACGAAAUGCAAAAUAAUAUUUCAUUGUCUAAAACUGCAAUUAAUUGAAAAGGAGGUGAUGCAGCCCAAAACCUGGACAGAUUUCAACCUAAACUGUAUUACAGUAUGUGUGUAAACCUGAAGUGUGUACAUUUUGUUGUUCCAAAGAUGUGUUGUAACUGUUGUUUGUGGUGCCUUACUCUGAUGUAGUAUUCCUUUAUUUCUCAAGUGCCUCCAGUCUUGAACAAUUGCUUUCUAAAAACGAUGACUUUUCACACAGUCAUAACCAUUUCUGAAGAUCUUUUGGUAGAUAAAUCUGCAUCGAAUUCAAAGUGACAUAUACAAACUUGCUGUGUGCUGCUCUAGUCUUCAGCAUGCUGUACAAUCAAAAGCUCUUACUACAGCUUCCUGAGGAAGCCACUGAUGAUUGAGGACUGACCGAAUCAGAGGCAAAGCAAUGUUGGAUAAGAAAGCUUACAAUCCAUGACCUACACCAUAGUUGGUCAACUGUGAACUUAGUAACGAAGAGGUGAUUCUUUAGUCCUGACAUGUUGUAGUUGCUGUAAAUCUGCCAUCUGGUGUGCUAGUGAAUUGUGCCUCUGUGUGUGUGUGUGUGUGUGUGUAUGUGUUGCUAAUACUUUUCUGAAACCACAUAACAUGGCCCUGUUAAUCCGGUCUGUUGUCUUCUGCUCAAGGUUUGCAUAGCCGCCCUGCUACGAUCCCUAUGUCUGAUUUUGUGUGCGUAUAAAAAUGUCCAAUGGUCUAGUCUUGUAAUGCAUUAUUUGAUCUUUGUACAAAUCCAGCGACUAAGUAAGCUGAUAAUAAAAGUGUGAUUUUACCACCA